Molecule: messenger RNA, 4005 nt
Organism: Cotesia glomerata
Lineage: Eukaryota; Metazoa; Arthropoda; Insecta; Hymenoptera; Braconidae
Product: paired box protein Pax-6-like
Exons: 9
Coding region: 1040-2527 (495 amino acids)
Biological process (GO): regulation of transcription by RNA polymerase II; anatomical structure development
Molecular function (GO): DNA-binding transcription factor activity, RNA polymerase II-specific; RNA polymerase II cis-regulatory region sequence-specific DNA binding
Source: RefSeq, a predicted model, not a curated record
AUCUUAUCAUCAGAUUAACUUCAAAUUCAGUACGCACCUUCUGUUCCACCCAAGAACCAAAGUUCCAAACUUGGGAACCAAUUUCUCGAUAAAUUCUAUAAGAACCUCUGCUCUCACCUUUUUCCUUUUGAAAGAUUUCUAACUUAAGAAUCUAAUCCAGCAUCAUCAGCAGCGGGCUCUAUAAACAAAUAUCAACAAGUAGAUAAAUAAAUCCCGUUAAGACAAUGACAAAGUAAAACUAGUAGUUGGUAGUAGGAACAGCUCGGGGUAGUUAAAAUAAAUGUAUUUCUUAAUAUAACAACAUAUAACUUGAGCAAUAAUUCUGUUGCGCUUGCGAACUUCUCGACGCUCCGACCCUUACUCCAGAGUUCCCUUCGCCCCAACACUGCUGUCGUCCCUGCAAUAUUUAUAUACAUAUACACACUCACACUAUCCCGCGGAACGAGCGCCCCCGAGAGUCGCUUCCGCACGAAUAACCAUUCUAGCCAUUCACAAUCGAUGAUGUCACGACUCAAGGCGACUUGGGAGGGGGGACCGCCUCUUUGCGCUGGAGGGAGCCGCGCUGCGGCUCUCAUUGGCGCGCUAGCUGCUCUCCACACCCCACUACUAUCCACAGAGAGAGAAGAUGCACAAGCCUCGUGUCUCAUGUGUUACAACCUGGAGGGGGGAGAAUUCAAGUUUAGUUUACUCGCGAGUCAUAAUCCCGAUGUGUACGCGCCAAAACGACACGCGACUCCGCUCCCGACGGUGCUCACGCUCGUGAUCAUUUCUACGGACGCGGCUCCGGGAUUUUUUUUAUUUUUUAACCUACUAGGUAGCUUUAGUGGUUUUUUUUAAUUUUUGGUGCCUAAGUUUGAAGUUGUGAUCUCACGUUCAGUGGUUUUGUGAUUUUGGAUCUUUUUUUUCGACACGGAGUUACAGGAUUGAUAUUAUAAGACGUUAUAAAGGCCCGAAGAUUCUGCCUUCGCAGCAACUUAGCGCUGCGGUCGCUCCAUGGCCGGGCGCCACCGGCCUUUUGGCCUCUGUUACCGCUGACGAUAUGGCACACAAAGGCCACAGCGGAGUGAAUCAACUGGGCGGCGUCUUCGUCGGAGGCCGACCGCUGCCGGACUCAACCCGCCAGAAAAUAGUCGAGCUAGCUCACUCAGGAGCCCGUCCUUGUGAUAUUUCGCGGAUCCUCCAGGUCAGCAAUGGCUGCGUGUCCAAAAUUCUCGGCAGAUACUACGAGACAGGGUCCAUCCGUCCGCGAGCAAUCGGUGGCAGUAAACCGCGAGUCGCAACCGCGGAAGUAGUCGGGAAGAUUUCUCUGUAUAAGAGCGAGUGUCCUUCGAUAUUUGCUUGGGAAAUUCGGGAUAGAUUGCUUCAGGAAGGCGUUUGCACAAACGACAACAUUCCUAGCGUCUCGUCGAUCAACAGGGUGCUGAGGAACCUUGCCGCCCAGAAGGAGCAGCGCCAGCAGCAGCACCACCAGCAUCAUCAGCCUGGAGUCCCAGUCAGCCAGCCGGACAGCGUCUACGACAAACUGAGGCUUCUUAAUGGCCAGGGCAGCUGGCCCAGGCCCAAUCCUUGGUAUCCUGCUGGACCUGGCAGUCCCUUUCCGUCCCUCCAGCCCAGCAUCAGCCCCAGCCACUGCGCGCUACCGCCCGAGCAGGAUAUCCUCCAGAAAAAAGUCGCUGACUUGGAGGGAGGACACUCUGACGAGACCAACAGCGGGGGCGAUAACAGCAACGCCGGCAGUAUUGGCGCCGACGACGACCAAGCUAGGCUCAGGCUCAAACGUAAGCUCCAGAGGAACCGCACCAGCUUCACCAAUGACCAGAUUGAUGCCUUGGAGAAGGAGUUUGAGCGCACUCACUAUCCUGAUGUCUUUGCUAGAGAGCGGCUUGCUGGCAAGAUUGGACUGCCUGAAGCCAGGAUACAGGUCUGGUUUUCGAAUCGCCGCGCAAAGUGGAGACGCGAAGAAAAGCUCCGCACCCAACGACGUGACAAUCAACCAGCCCAGCAACCCCAACAACAAACCAGUCAUUCUGUGAACCUAGUAGGCGGGCAUCCGACCCCGCCACCACCAUCGGGGAUACUAGGUGCCCAGGCACCACCACAAGUUCCGCCAUCUCCUCCAAGAAUCCACCAUGGCUUCGCACCGAGUGUCUACCCGGGGAUUCCCAGCAUGCCUGACUCCUACAGCCCAAUGACAUCAAUGUCAAACUUCAGCAUGGCCCAGCAGAGCCAGCAGCACACGACGUCGAUGUCAUCACUAACCAGCGGAGGAAUGGGCCACAUGGGGAUGACCGUCGGUAUGACAGUUGGACCCAGUCCAGCGGCUUGUCUUCACCAGCGGGACAAUGGCUACUCUUGCGGCGUAGCUAGACCACCCAGUUACGAGCCUCUUCAUCUAGGAUACGGGUCCAGGCCGAGCUGUAGCCCCACCCAGCCGUACCACACGCCUGGGCUUAACCAGUACAACCAGAAUCCCAGUUCGACCGGUGAGUGUCUACCGCACUCACUCCACUCGCUGCUAGCGCUCUAGCCACACGUGGGACUCGGCUACCAUCACCACUGCUAAUCGGUCUCAUUUCUCCUGGGGUCAGUGUUCCAAUUGCUGUACCAGGUCACCAACCUACUCCAGAUAUGGCUGCUCAGUACUGGAGUCCUAGGUUACAGUGAUAACAUCAAUUGUCGACUUACCGACUGAUGAUAAGUCAGUAAUGUUCUGUGUUACCGACUGCAGACUUAUCGAUAUACCAUCUGAGUGAAAAGUCACUAACUUACCGACAACUUCUUAAUUUACAACCCUUAAUAAUUAAGAAGGUUAUCAUUAGGGCCAGGAAUUUCACUAACGUUUUAAUGACUGUUUAUAUGUUUAACCUUCAAUUUGAACAAUUGAAAAUACGCCCUAGUUAGGACCAUAUUGGAGAUCCGAACGAAAAUGUACCCAACAUUAGAAAUGAAAUCGGGUUUUAAAAUAAAAUGAGACAUAAUAAAAAAAUUUCUAAUUAAUCAAUGUAAUAUAUAAAUUAACUGCGGAAUUCUGCAGCAUUAAAAUUGGGAAGGACUUAAAAAAAAAUCCCUUAGUUUUUACUGACUAAUAAUCAAUUAGUUAAUAACUAAUUAUAAAUAAGAUCAAUCUUAAUUGUCAUUGUCAAUAAAAGAAUUUUUUAUAAAAAUUUAUUACUAUUUUUUUUUUGCAAUUGAAGUAAGUUAACCAUAUAACCUAUUAACGAUUUGAGUAAUCAAGAAGUCGAUUGAUUGGCUUAUUAAUGCUCCAAUUGUCGAUUAAUUGGACAAUUGGGGGCUAAAAAAUCGCUUUUGACAAGCAGUGUAAAUUGUCGACUUGUAAAAAUAAACUUAAAAAUUUUUCCAUUGUAUAUAACGGUGAUAAUUUUUAGUUUUGUUGUAUGCACUUGAUUUUUGUUUAGAUUCAAUAUGAAACACUUAUAAUAUUAAUGAAAUAUUUAUUAAAUCUUUUGUUAUUAUGUUUAUUAUGUUUCAUUCUAUUUGAAAACUAAUUGCAUUUCCUAUGUUGGCUAAAUUUUCGUUCGAAUCUUCAAUAUAGUUCCCGCUAGUUAUCAUCUUAAGCAAGAUGGCGGUAUUAAACUCACCAACAGAUGGACUCUAAUUUCUAUGAGACACAUUUUAACAAGUCUUGAUAAAGCAUAGACUAAUGGUAAGUCGGUAAGUCAGUUUAUUACCGACUCCUAUCGACAGUUGAUAAAUUAUAAUUUACAAUAUAUAUAAAUUUUGUUAAUAGCUAAUUAUCAGUUAUUUUAUUUCUCUUAUAGAUAAAUUAUUAGUUAGUCAAAUAGUUGUUAAGAGUAACUGAUUAAUUCCAAUAAUUAUCAUUAUUAUUAUUAUAACUAUUAUUAAACUAGUGAUUAUCAGUGUAAUAAGGUUCUUGUUAAACCCUUUUUUUAAGUUAUAAUUGUAAAAAUUUGGCGACCAAUUGUGAUUAUUUCUGUUAGAUAAGCAUAAUAUAUCAAUUAUAAAUAAAAAUAACAAUUUUAAAUU